This is a messenger RNA of Protopolystoma xenopodis, 602 nucleotides long. The record is from the annotation of a GenBank genome assembly. NCBI's taxonomy places the organism in Eukaryota, Metazoa, Platyhelminthes, Monogenea, Polystomatidea, Polystomatidae.
GAAAUAAGGCUAUUGGAGUAAUGCGGCCCAGACAUUGCUUUACAAUCGAGCCAAUGAUCAACGAGGGUACAUGGCGUGAUGACCUAUGGCCUGAUAAAUGGACGGCUACCACAGCUGAUGGGCUGCGAUCGGCCCAAUUUGAACAUACUAUGAUCAUAGUCGAGGAGAAUAUCAAAUCGGACGGGCCAGACCACUGGUCAGAGUCUGUGCCUAGUCUGCUUGCGAAAUAUCAGGCUCAAGAAUCACUCGGUUCUGAUGGCAGUUGUGCUAGUCAUCUUAAAAAGGAGGAAUUAGCCUCAUCUCGACGAGUUGAUGCUAAUUGUGAAAGCGAUAUCGAGUCCAAGAAUAAGUUGCUAUUAUCUGGUUGCAGCCUGUCCCCGCCCCCCAUAUGUGUGGUCACUCGUCGCCGCAACACAGAAUCAGACGCGAUUGCCUCCCGCUUGCCUUCGCUCUUCCCGCCUGAAGAUAUUAUCCAUUUCCUGUUUUAUGGCCGGCCUCACUUCGUAGAUCAGUUAGUUCAAAUGGGAUGCGAUCUUUCCUCAAUAUUCAUUCAGCCAUCCAAAAAAGCCAGUGAGAAAAAUUCCAAAUCUUCAAUUCUCUAG